GAAGGUGGGAAAUUGAGUGGUGAGAAGACAAAAAGGACACACAGCUCGUUCUUAUGAGACACCAGAGCAGACUCGAGGCGUUUUCCACCGGGCAGAUCUUACACCUUAAUGGACCUAAUGUGGACUCACCGGGAGCAGCCAAGCAGGGCAUGGCUUUAAGCAGACUCCUGCUGCUCUGUAUGGUAGCCUCUGAGGUGUGGGACGCGUGGACCAGACCCAUAGAUUUUGUAUGCAACAGAGCUGCCAGGAGGGCUAUGAAUAUUGUCCCAGCAAUAAACCGUGCACUGAGUGACUGUGAUGGCUCCACGACCCUCCUCACUUCAGUUCAGCUGCCCUGCACCGAGCUUCACCUAGCAUCCUGGGAAACAAAAUCAGACCAGGAGAAGAGAGCAGACGUGGUUGCAUCCUUGAGGGUCCUCAGCGAGAGUGUGAAGGCUGCGGCCCUGAGACAGGCGGGAUGUGGAGCUUUGAUACUUCAGAGACUGGAGAACAACAUCAACAACUACGCGCUCAUCCUAACACGCCUUCAGCUGAGCGGACCAGCGCUGACACCAUCGCUGUCUUGUGUCCCACGAAGCACCCAAAGUCUGAGAACAGUCCUGCAGAGCUACAACCAGCUGAUCUCAGGCAAACUGGAGCGAUUCAUCGUUAGCCUGGAAGACAGAUGCACUUCCCAGUGAUGCAGGAACAUUUCUCACAAAUAGAAGGUUUAAGUUAAUCACCACUGGAGCCCAAAGUCUGUAAAAGAAGUCAGUCAGUCAAAGGAAAACAGGAAAACCGACCUGGUUUUCCUCUCUUCUUUUUUAUAUUGUAUUGUACUGCAUUGUAUUGAUAUGUAGACCCACACAAAAGUACAUAUGCAUUCCUCUCUGCUGGUCAUUAAGAAAAACUUAAGAUGAAGAAGUGGGUGCAAAUGGAAAUACAGCAACAUAUCUGAAAGAUACACUAAUAUAAGCAUGCUUUAAAUGUGCACGUAAACGCUGCAUUCGUAGCCUGCAGGCAGCUUCUCGAAGUCUUUCAUUGUAUGUGAACAAUUUCCUUGAUCAAUUAUCCCUGAGAGUUUGUGAUCAUGUGGCCCGCAGUAGUUUGUUUGGUGUCAGAUAUGUGUUGUUGCUCCUGAAUCAGUGGUACAGAGGUCACGCAAAAAAUACAUAUUAUGCUUCUACUGUUGCCUUUCCGGUAUGAAGCCAAGUGAGCAGAUUUUGUUCAUUCUUGUUGCACUUUUGGAUCUCAUUUCUUGUUUACACUUUUAUAUCAGAGGUAUAGAUCUAUGCAUGUGUUUUACCUUUCCAAUACUAGAAUUUUACCCUUGGUGAAUUUCUGUAUUUGACUGCAAUUAAAAGGACGUUUUUCCACACUAAUUAACAAAAACACUGUUAUUAAAAUAACUACUAUAUAUUGUC
Molecule: messenger RNA, 1403 nt
Organism: Mugil cephalus (flathead mullet)
Lineage: Eukaryota; Metazoa; Chordata; Actinopteri; Mugiliformes; Mugilidae
Gene: thpo
Product: thrombopoietin
Exons: 5
Coding region: 54-680 (208 amino acids)
Biological process (GO): cell population proliferation
Cellular component (GO): extracellular region
Molecular function (GO): cytokine activity; hormone activity
Source: RefSeq, a predicted model, not a curated record